GCACGACGGUCACGGACUGUAGGCGCCCCCGCUCAUAUUAUGCUCGUCCCAGCACGCCCGCUCUCCCAGUCCGCCUCCUCCGGAACUCUCAUCAUCCACCGCCUCUCCCCCGCGACCCCUCGCCCUCCCCGCAGCCCGCCCCGCCCACCAGCCAUGACGCGCGGCCGCAGAAAGGACAUGACCAUCCCGCCCUCCCGCGCCCUCCUCCAGCAGCGCGACUACCGCGCCCGCAAGGCACGCUAUGUCGCCGAUCUCGAGGACCGCUGCAAGCAGGUCGAGGAGGAGAACGCGCGGCUCAAGGAGCAGAUCGAUAUCCUCGGCGCGCAACUACGCACCGCGGGCCAAUCCGCCGCACAACGAACCAGCCCAAGCCCAGAGAUGGUACGCGCGUUCCAUCUGUCUGCGCAGCUCGCCGCUGCGCUCGCCACUGUCCUUGCAUCUCACACGCCGCCUUGUCAGGCUGCCGCGACGAACGAGCUCAUACACAACCUCUCCGCCGCCGCCCAUUCGAUCAACCACUUCCAGCAAGUCGCCUUCGGCCCACCGCCUAGCUCUGAGCCGUCAUCGGCCUCCAGUCUCCGCCUUCCUCCCAUCCAGAACCACACCCCCACGUCGCUUGCCACGCCGUCGUUCACACCCUCGCCACUACCACAGCCACACCACCGGCUGCCGCCCUCGCCCCGACAACGAAUCGAGCUGCCGCCUCUGCACGCUCUCCACCGCGAUCUCUUCCGCGGGCCCCCAGAGCCAUCCAGCUACCCCCAGCAACAGUCUCGGAUGCCAGGACCCUCGCAGGCGGGGCCGAGCAACAGCGGCUACUCCGAGUCGGAAUGCUGUGGUGGGUACUUGGAUUGCACUGGUCUUGUUGAGGAUGAGGACGAGCGUCGAAUUACAGACGACGACGCAACAAGCCCCGAAUCAUCGAGCACCGCACAGCGAAUGUCGGAUGUGCGGUCCACGCGCUCUUCAUCAGGUCCGGAGGAUGCAGGGACAUCCAGCAGCAGGUUGCCACAACCGCAUUGACGUUUUCCCCUCCGACAUCUAACAUUGGCGCACGUAAGUCCUCGGAUCGCAGCUCCCUGUUGACCAUCCUGACGACGCUCCGCAGUGGCUCUGGUGGCCGUGCGCCCUGGCAUUUCUAUCCUUAUCUGUCGAUGCAUGCUAUCCUUAUGUUAUUGUUGUACAAUGACUGUAAUGCGGAUGUACUGUAGCCUAAUGCCUAAUUCCGACCUGCUGUGGU
Messenger RNA from Fomitopsis serialis, 1240 nucleotides. RefSeq lists its product as uncharacterized. The record is from RefSeq and is a predicted model, not a curated record. Lineage: Eukaryota; Fungi; Basidiomycota; Agaricomycetes; Polyporales; Fomitopsidaceae. Gene Ontology annotation, biological process: regulation of DNA-templated transcription. The coding region runs from base 40 to 1023 and encodes 327 amino acids. The transcript has a single exon. Gene Ontology annotation, molecular function: DNA-binding transcription factor activity.